AAACAACGUGUGAGGCUGGCCACACUCUAAGCAGUCGAAAAAAUAUGUAUACAAUUAAAUGAAUAUACGAUGAGUUGUUGUUAAUUAACCAGCAAUAUGAAUAAUUGCAUUGUUGAGGUGGAGUACGAAUAUGUUGUAUUAAAAAUAAACGGUUACGAUAUUACCCAUUUGCCGAGGUAUGAAGCGGUUCAAAAGUUCCUUCAAGCCAAAGAAACCCUAGUAGUUGAAUUGUGCAGACAGAAGCACAAUGAAUUAGAUUUAGGAUUACAACAAGACGUCAACGCUAAACUAUCAGAAGUGGAGAAAACCGUUCCAAAUGCUUUGCAAUCAAUCACAAGCGAAUCAGAUUUAUCUGCCUUAAUUGAAAAUCCAGCCGAAGCAGCGUCUACAACAACUGCAAGUGCCUCUCAGCCAGUAAAUGCCACGUCAAUAAUUCCUGCAACUUUGGAUGUAACGGCAACAAAAAGUCCUGUAAUUUUAACUCUUCGUGCUUUAAGCCAUGAAGAACGUUUGGGCAAUUCCACAGAUUUGGCCGCGACGAAGGAAACGCAAACGCAACCUUCCAACGACACAGAUGUUUUGAGCAAUCACGAUUUUGUUCAGACUAUAACCAACCACUUCAUCGAGCAGGAACACCACUUGUUUGAACAAUGCCUUGAACCGGAAAUCGAUAUUGAGGAAGUGACCCUUAUGAAAGCGGUUGAAAAUUCGACGAACAAUCAAAUCGGGCUGAUUAUUUGCUCAUCCGGAUUUCAGUCGUCAAGCAUCGAAACGAAUAAAGGUGAUAUACUGUGCAAUGAAACAGAACACUGCGAGGAUGUGUUUAUCAGUGGCAUUCAACCGGAAAGUAUAGCUCAUAGAGAUGGGCGCCUACGACAGGGUGAUCAAAUUCUUCGUAUUAACGGUGUGGAUGUUAAAAACCAGGAGGAGGUGGAAAAUCAGAUAGCGGAGAGUAGCACCGCAGUAACGCUCCUAGUUAGUCGAAUUCUAUACCCUGAAGACGAGGAUGACGAAGACAUUAAUUUUGAAUAUGCAAAUACAUUUAUAUCAGAUGACUACACAAAUGUAGUGGAUAAAUUGGAUAAAGUAUUAUUAAGCCACGUACAGUCUUUUGAGGAACUAUCCAAUGAAACGGGCGAGCAUUCACCAGACUUAAAAGUUCAAACAUCUUCUCUACCAAAAAAAAUGGUUGACCAAUCUAGCAAGAUGUUUGGUAAAUUAAAGCUUCGUCCAGAUGCCAGUUUUGAUAAUCGAAAAACUGAAAACCAAUCUUUAAGCGAUAAUCAAGUUCAUCUCCAACAUGAGUACGACGAAAGCGAGCACAUUUACGAGACUAUUCCAGAAGAUUCUGAGUCUGAACCACUUUACUGUUCCCCUUAUCAAAGUUCAAACGGCAAGGCGUCAUUAGGCUGUUUCCCAUCCGCACUAACGACGACUCCGGGAGAAGUAUUAGAAACGACAAUGCAGCAACAAACUCAGCGUGUUGCUCAAUGGUUAGGUUUAAAGCCGCAAUAUCCGAGAACAAUACACACGCUAGUUGGACGUCCCCCGCCACUAAAAUUAACCCAACAACCAACUUGCAGUCGUGUUUUUACAUUACGCAGCACAUUGACAAACACAAGCCGAUCCAGCAGUAGUGGAGUUGCAUACAGUGCCUAUGGACCAAAUAAUGUUCUUGCUGCAAGCGUGGCUCUUGGCGAAGAGGUUGAUAACUCCUCAAGUGCCUACAACACUGGUGGCUCAAACAAUAGCGCCUCCCCGCAUCAAAAUACUACAAAUGCUGAUGAAGAUAACACUGUUAACCACAAGCUAGAGAGCAGAGUGAUCGAUGGCCGCAGAGAAGCUUUGGAUACAACUGCUGUAAGCAGUAUGCUGCUGUUACCUUUUGGUAAAUCUGGUCGAAUUGGUCUCUGUUCUUCAAAUAUGCCAACAGCGUAUGUCAACGAGAAACAAGGCAAGGCAACCUACGAAAGUGAAAUUCAAGUUAAAAGCGACCAUAACGUAUUAGGUGUCAAAGAAACUGAGGAAUCAUAUAGCCAUUGUCCCCAGUUUAAUGCACCAAAUUUGAGUAGCUACCACUUCGUAAGUAGUCAAGAGGUUGCAAACCGAUGCCAUGAUUCCACAAUUUCAAAACAAAAUUCUACGUUGCUUAACGGUGAAAAUAGUGAAGAAAUACCAAUGGUUUGGAAAGUUAAGAGACGCCCAGAUGGAACGCGAUACAUUGUAAAGCGACCAGUACGUAAUCGUCCCCAAGUUUCUGUUCGAAAAAAUAUGCGCUGCAACGAGCUUACGACAACGGAGGACGAUACAGUAUCUGAAGUAAAAAUUGGUCGUUAUUGGACAAAGGAAGAACGAAAGCGACACAUUGAACGAGCUCGAGAGAGGCGACACCAUCAGACACAGCAACAUCAGCUACAGUAACAUUUUCCUCUUAUACCAUUUAAGUAUUAUACGGCUUUACAAGAGUUUUCGAAAAAAAACAAAUUCGUUUAUAAAUUUUUUUAGUCGCUAUCGCAAAAGUUUUAAAAUUUGUUUAGUUGCCAUGACUAGCGAAAAUUAAAGAGAUUUAAGAUUUACAGUUUUAGGAUAGGUCCACGCUAGUGCAUAAUCAAGAUUUGUAAAAAUAUCCUAAAAAUGUGUGCUUAAUCGAAAUGUAGCUUUGAUAUGUAUAUUUUUUUUCGUUUUCAAUGGAACAUUUCCAUGAUCUAAGUUUUGGCUAUCUUUGGCAAUUCACAUAAAGAUUUUUAAUGAGAAAUGUUGUCAAGGGUCUUUCCACAUAUAUGUUUUGUUGUUAAUUGUUCCUAUAAUAGUUAUUUGUAAGAGUAACCCCAUCCAUGCAUACAGUCUUCGUUAAUGCUGAAGAAUUAUGUACAGCAUAUAAAUACAUAUUACGUAAUUUUAGAAAAUAUUUUAUGUAAGCUUUAACAUAAUAAUGGGAGUUUUUCUAAGGUAAUUUAAUAUUGUUUAUUUAAAAUAAAGGAUGGACAUAAA
Drosophila suzukii is the source of this 2991-nucleotide messenger RNA. RefSeq names its product SLo interacting protein 1 (gene Slip1). NCBI's taxonomy places the organism in Eukaryota, Metazoa, Arthropoda, Insecta, Diptera, Drosophilidae. Gene Ontology annotation, molecular function: protein binding. The record is from RefSeq and is a predicted model, not a curated record.